Eucalyptus grandis is the source of this 1860-nucleotide messenger RNA. RefSeq names its product aspartate aminotransferase, chloroplastic-like. NCBI's taxonomy places the organism in Eukaryota, Viridiplantae, Streptophyta, Magnoliopsida, Myrtales, Myrtaceae. Gene Ontology annotation, molecular function: pyridoxal phosphate binding; transaminase activity. Gene Ontology annotation, biological process: amino acid metabolic process; biosynthetic process. Bases 1 to 1749 code for a protein of 582 amino acids. The transcript has 11 exons. The record is from RefSeq and is a predicted model, not a curated record.
AUGAGUUUAAAAAUCUCCAUCAAACUAUUUUGUUCAACUAAUGAAAUUAUUUCCCCCAUAUCUCAUGUCCUUCAAUUAUCUUAUCUUGUCUUUUGUCCAUCGUCUAUAAACUAUACGAUACACUUGCACACAUCACUAAUAAAAAACUAUCAUCAAUACCAAAACCAUGUUUCCGCAUGCACACAUCCAAAAUUUUUAACAGAUUCAACAGAGCCUCGCCUUCUCGUCCCCUCUUCAGUUCUAUCGUCACUCUCUCUCUCUCCAGCUUUAGCUCGAUACGCAUCAGUUUGGCUGCGGAGUUCGUCAUUCUUGAGUCAGAUGGCCUCCGCAAUGCUCUCUUUUGCUUCGGCUGCGGCCUCGGCCCCAGCUUCACUGUCGGUGCACGAACAUCUCAAGGGGAAAGCAAAGAUUGGAAGUGCCAAUUUCAGAAGUAGUGUGCCAGAGAGAAACCCAUUUGCCAAAACUAAGCAUUUUGGUCGGGUAUCUAUGACUGUUGCUGUUAAUGUUUCGCGAUUCGAGGGCAUAACAAUAGCCCCUCCCGACCCGAUUCUUGGGGUGUCUGAAGCCUUUAAAGCAGACACAGAUGAAAAGAAGCUCAACCUUGGAGUCGGGGCGUAUCGGACGGAAGAAUUGCAGCCUUACGUGCUUAAAGUUGUCGAGAAGGCUGAGAAUCUCAUGCUGGAGAGAGGGGAAAACAAAGAGUAUCUGCCAAUUGAAGGUUUGGCCGCAUUUAAUAAAGCAACUGCAGAGUUAUUGUUUGGAGCAGACAACCCAGUGAUAAAGCAACAGAGAGUUGCAACCGUUCAAAGUCUUUCGGGGACUGGUUCCCUUAGGCUGGCUGCUGCUCUUAUUGAGAGGUACUUUCCUGGAGCGAAGGUGUUGAUAUCAUCUCCGACUUGGGGAAACCACAAGAAUAUUUUCGAUGAUGCUAGAGUUCCAUGGUCUGAAUACCGAUAUUACGACCCAAAGACAGUGGGCUUGGAUUUUGAGGGGAUGAUCGCUGACAUUAAGGAUGCGCCAGAAGGAUCUUUUAUCUUGCUCCAUGGCUGUGCUCACAACCCAACUGGCAUCGAUCCAAACCCUGAACAGUGGGAAAAGAUUGCCAAUGUCAUUCAAAAGAAGAAUCAUAUACCUUUCUUUGAUGUUGCUUACCAGGGAUUUGCAAGUGGAAGCCUUGACGCUGAUGCUGGAUCAGUGAGACUGUUUGCUGCUCGAGGCAUGGAGCUUCUGGUGGCUCAGUCUUACAGUAAGAAUCUGGGUCUUUACGCGGAGAGAAUUGGAGCAAUCAAUGUUGUCUGCUCAACUGCAGAUGCAGCAACAAGGGUGAAGAGCCAACUGAAGCGGUUCGCUUGGGCAAUGUACCGUAAUCCUCCCGCCCAUGGGGCUGAGAUCGUGCCGACCAUUGUCGGCAAUCGGGCUCUAUUCAAUGGAUGGAAGGCAGAAAGGGAAAUGAUAGCUGGAAGGAUCAAGAAUGUGACACAAAAGGUGUAUGACAGCCUCUCUGCCAAGGACAACAGCGGGAAGGACCGGCCAUUCAUGCUCAAGCAGAUUGGCUUUUUCUCAAUUACAGGCUUGAGCAAAACUCAGGUAAUAAUUAUUCUCAUUCAUUGCAUAUUUCGAAAUGAAUCGCGUUGGCCUUCCUUGUCGCUAUGGGACCCUUAUGGUACCUGCCAAAAGGGGACCGCCCACUCACCACCUUUGUACUUUGGAAACAAAGGCAAAGCUCCUUGUGUCAUCCAUUGCACAUGACAAAGCACGGAAGGAUCCCUGUGGCCGGAUUAUCUUUGGCCAAGUGCGAGUAUUUUGCAGAUGCCAUCAUUGAUUCGUAUCACAACGUCGGCUGAGACUCUGAGACAAGGA